Molecule: messenger RNA, 925 nt
Organism: Cryptomeria japonica (Japanese cedar)
Lineage: Eukaryota; Viridiplantae; Streptophyta; Pinopsida; Cupressales; Cupressaceae
Product: probable aldo-keto reductase 1
Exons: 4
Coding region: 245-910 (221 amino acids)
Cellular component (GO): cytoplasm
Source: RefSeq, a predicted model, not a curated record
UAAUUGUGGUAUUGAUCCAUUCCAUCAAAAUAGAGGCCAAAAAGGUCAAUCAUAGUUGGCGUGGGCAUCCCAACAAUUUCAACAUUGAAUGAUGUAAACACAGGAAUAUCAGUCGCAACAACUUCUUUCCCAAACUAUGUGAACUCAGUUUUCUCUUCCCAAACAUUUAAACUCCAGCCUUUUGACGUCCAAAAUUACUCCCAUCAAGCUUUAUUCACACUUGUUCAGAGCUUUAGGGAAAAAUAUGGCGUCCAUUCCAUCCAUUAGCCUUGGCACACAAGGCCUCCAGGUUUCUCAACUUGGUUUGGGAUGUAUGGGGCUGUCAGCCUUUUAUGGUGAACCCACUGCUGAGGAAGAUGGUAUUGCUUUAAUUGAGCAUGCUUUUAACAAAGGCAUCACUUUCUUCGAUACUGCAGACAUGUAUGGACCUUUCACAAAUGAGGUCUUGGUUGGUAAGGCCCUGAAAAGAUUGCCUCGGGAGAAAGUUCAACUUGCUACAAAGUUUGGCAAUGUCUUUAUAGAUGGUGUUAUAAAAGUUAAAGGUUCACCAGACUAUGUCCGAAAAGCUUGUGAGGACAGUCUUAAGCGUCUUGAUGUAGAAUAUAUUGAUCUUUAUUACCAGCAUCGGGUGGACACUACAGUUCCAAUAGAAGAAACUGUAGGGGAACUCAAGAAACUAGUAGAAGAAGGAAAGAUCAAAUAUAUUGGGCUCUCUGAAGCUAGUGUGGACACUAUUAGACGAGCUUAUGCAGUGCAUCCCAUAACAGCUGUUCAACUUGAAUGGUCUUUGUGGACACGUGAUGUAGAGAGUGAAAUAAUUCCUACAUGCAGGUUCCUUAUGUUUAAGAAUCUCUUUGUUGGUUUUUUUAACAAAUAUAUCAUGUGCUUUGUUACGAAGUUAUUUUUUUGAAAAUGUGUACUCGAU